CCGCUGUAUUUAUAUGACCAAAAAGUGAGAUCGUGUGGCCUCUCUUCACUGCGAACGUAGAGAGAGAGACAGUCCACCGAGGAGGAAAAGAGUGUAGUCGAUUCAGAUACAGUCCACCGAGGAGGAAAAGAGUGUAGUCGAUUCAGUUCUUGUUGAUUUGCCUGUGUAGAGGGCUCGAGGAAGAGAAGAGAAGAACGAGAAUUUGGUAUCUGUUUCUUCUGUAUUUGUUGAGAUGGAGGACAAAAGCAGCAGCAACAACAAGGAGCCAGAUUAUUUAUCGUCUGUUAUACCAGGAUGGUUCUCUGAGAUUAGCCCAAUGUGGCCUGGAGAAGCACACUCAUUGAAGGUGGAAAAGAUUUUAUUUCAGGAGAAGUCUGACUAUCAAAAUGUUAUGGUCUUUCAGUCUUCAACAUAUGGAAAGGUUCUUGUUUUGGAUGGGGUGAUUCAACUCACGGAGAGGGACGAAUGCGCAUAUCAAGAAAUGAUCACUCAUCUUCCGCUUUGUUCAAUUCCCAAACCAAAGAAGGUUUUGGUUAUUGGAGGAGGGGAUGGUGGUGUCCUGCGAGAGGUGUCUCGCCAUUCCUCGGUUGAACAGAUAGAUAUUUGCGAAAUUGAUAAGAUGGUAGUUGAUGUUUCUAAACAAUUUUUCCCUCAUGUAGCUGUUGGUUAUGAGGAUCCACGUGUAAGGCUCCGUAUUGGUGAUGGAGUUGCCUUUUUGAAAGCUGUCCCUGCCGGAACCUAUGAUGCCGUUAUUGUGGAUUCUUCUGAUCCAAUAGGUCCUGCACAACAACUAUUUGAAAAGCCCUUCUUCGAGUCAGUAGCAAAGGCUCUUCGUCCUGGAGGGGUUUUGUGUACUCAGGCUGAAAGCAUAUGGCUUCAUAUGCACAUAAUCGAAGAUAUUGUUGCAAAUUGCCGCCAGAUAUUCAAGGGCUCCGUCAACUAUGCAUGGACCACUGUUCCCACAUACCCAAGUGGAGUGAUUGGUUUCAUGCUUUGCUCGACUGAGGGCCCCCCAGUAGAUUUCAAGCAUCCAGUCAACCCAAUAGAUGCAGACGAGAGUCAUUGCAAUUCGAAAGGACCUUUGAAAUUCUACAAUUCAGAGAUUCAUUCUGCAGCGUUCUGCUUGCCAUCUUUCGCCAAAAAGGUGAUCGAUUCCAAAGCUAAAUAAGGAAAAUUUUCAGAGCAUUUGAGGAGCCGGAUUAUAUUGUUUUUAGCAUCCCGGCUUUCAACCUCACUAAAUGGUCUAAUUAGCAAUGGAACCCUAGAAUAAGUUGAGAGUUAAAUUGAUAUUCUGAGUAGGCUGUAGUGUUGGAUGGUGAUUGUUUUAGGUUAUAGUUCGAUUUCUCUUUCUUCAGUUCCACAUUUGCAGAUGGCAGUUUUAUGUACGGAUAAUAUAUAUUCCUUUGGUUGUUAUCUCUUGUAUUUUAGUGGUUUUGGGAUGAAAUCAAAGAUUUAAUUUUGUUUGUGAAAAUACAAA
Molecule: messenger RNA, 1477 nt
Organism: Cornus florida
Lineage: Eukaryota; Viridiplantae; Streptophyta; Magnoliopsida; Cornales; Cornaceae
Product: spermidine synthase 1
Exons: 9
Coding region: 233-1168 (311 amino acids)
Biological process (GO): spermidine biosynthetic process
Cellular component (GO): cytosol
Molecular function (GO): spermidine synthase activity
Source: RefSeq, a predicted model, not a curated record